Molecule: messenger RNA, 1044 nt
Organism: Diabrotica virgifera virgifera (western corn rootworm)
Lineage: Eukaryota; Metazoa; Arthropoda; Insecta; Coleoptera; Chrysomelidae
Exons: 2
Coding region: 289-1038 (249 amino acids)
Source: RefSeq, a predicted model, not a curated record
GCUGUGGGGGGUGUAGCGUUGGAUCGCCUCCACGUGGUGCACCCUGGGUAACGCCAAAUGAUCCAUCCUCCCAAUCCUAAGGUGUAACACCAUCGUGCCAACGGGAUGCAUGGUACAGGGAGUAAAGUGUAUCUGAAGCGAUGCCCUAGAGAGAUGGCGAACUCUAGGGGAAUAUAGCCUUGGUGCGGUAAGGGCGCACUGCCGUACUCGACAUUUAUUUCGACCCUACUCGUGGGAACAAUCGUGGAACCAAAGAGAAACAUUAAACAAGCGGAGAGGGACUCAGAAAUGGGCGACCUCUCCGAAGAAACAAGAAUGGAAGCUGCGGGAACAGCAGACCAUAUAGAACACACGGACAAGGGAGCUGUGGAAACAGCAGACCAUGCCGAGGAGAGAGGUAUUGAAGCUGACCAGCUAGAAACAAGCCUCGAGAAACUAAGUCUCGGGACAAAAAAGCUAUCUGGGGCUCAAAAACGGAGGCUUAAGAAAGCCGAAAAAAUAGCUGCUGGGACGUGGGUUAAAGAGAACCCACAUAAGACCAAAGGCCAAAAGGGGAAAAGUGACCAGACCACGGGAGUGAAAAGGACCCGGUCUGACAACUCGACCCCAACAAAAAACCCCGAGGCCAAAAGACCGAAGGGAAUUACGAAACAAGCAGCUAACAACGCGACCAGGAGCGGUAAUACGCAGACUGGCACAGUUGCUAGCGCUAAAGAGGUAAGGGGCAGUAAAACGCAGACUGGCACUUACGGCGAAGUGACAGACAAACUGAGGAUGGCGGUGGUAGACAGACGUCAUCCUGAGGUAAAACUGAACCAGGAACAAGCAGAACUGGUUCGAACAAAACUGGAAGAGGCUAGUAAAGGGCACUGCAUUAUUGGAUUGGGUGUCAUGAGAACAAAUGGAAGGAAGCACAAUAAGCUGAAAAGCUGCAGUGCCACCGGGGUGCAUGCACGGACGGCUUCCGGAAGAAAAAAAAAAAAAAAGUGCUUUCAAAACCUGAACGAAAUUAUUGCGUCACGAGAAGAGAACUUCUAGCAGUAG